GCACAUCUCGGGCUGGAGUCCCAGGCGGUCCUCGGGCCUUGCGGACUGACCCAGGAGGAAGGAGGCGGGGCUCAGGGCAGCUCCAGUCCCCAUCUCCCUGCCCCCAUUCCUCAAAGCUCGGGAACCCCCGUUGCGCCUACCUGCCCCAGGACCCGGAUGAGGCAAUGGGCAUAAGGACAGUCAACACCCAGCACCUCCUCUUCUCCCUAUUGGCUGUAGAGGGGGGAGGGGCUUCCAGGAGGGCCAGUGGGGGCCCCUCCACCUAAACCACCCUCUUCUCUUGCCUCUGGGACCCUGGCCGGCCGGCUGGGACACCCCUCUGCUGCUGCCUCCGAGGGGCUGUGGGCUGCUCUGGGAAAGAAAAACCUCCAGAGACCCACUCUGGCUUUCGGGUAUUAGGGGUGCCCUUCGUGGGGGCCAGGGAGGGCAGCAGCCAGGCGUCCGCAGUGCAGCCAAGGGCACAUCUGUGGUUGGGAGCAGGUGACUGGCCCCCCAUCCCCCAUCCCCCAUCCACCGGCUCCUGCCCUUUGCUCCUGACCUGAGGCCUCUCUGGGGAAGUUGCUUGCCAGCCCGUUCACCUGCCCCCCUGCCAGAGAGGCUGGGACAACGGGGGAGGGGGCCGCUGAGCUGAGGAAGGAAGCGGCUGCUCGCUGCCCGCCCGGAGCCCAGGCUGGCCUCUGUGUGCAGGCCUGGCUCCGGCCUCGUAACCCGGCUCCUCUGUUCCCGGCAGGACUGACUUCUCUGAGCCCGGCACACAGGGGGGCUUGGCCACACUUCUCAAGGGAAGCGAACGCAGCUGCGUUUCUCUAAGGCAGGAGCAGGUGCCUCGUCUGUGCGCCCUGGUGCUGGCUGCUCCGGUCCACAUUCUGGCGCUCGCAAGCUGUGUGACCUUGGUCGCCACGCUGAGCCUCUCUGUGCCUUGUUUUCCUUCCUUCUAAAACGGAGAGGAUACAGUAACUGCCUCUGAGGUCACCUCGGGGAGAGGCAUCGAUCGAUCCCCGUAAAAGCACUCAGAACCGCGCUGACUGCCCGGAGGCUCAGCGUGGGGUUUGCACUGGGGCUGGAGGGCCUGGAGGAAGCUGUGGGGGAGGCGCAGCCUUCCCUGGCCCCUACGGUGUGGCGGGCCCCGUAGUGACCCGAGGCACCUCCCUGCAGGCGGGCGGCAUGGAAAGAUGGAAUUCAAAGGCCCUGCGUCUUCCCAGGUGACCACGCCGGCCUCAGGACAUGCACGGGCACAGCCGCAACGGGCAGGCCCACGUGCCCCGGCGGAAACGCCGCAACCGCUUCGUCAAGAAGAACGGCCAGUGCAACGUGUACUUUGCCAACCUGAGCAACAAGUCUCAGCGCUACAUGGCCGACAUCUUCACCACGUGCGUGGACACGCGCUGGCGCUACAUGCUCAUGAUCUUCUCCGCGGCCUUCCUCGUCUCCUGGCUCUUUUUCGGCCUCCUCUUCUGGUGCAUCGCCUUCUUCCACGGCGACCUGGAGGCCGGCCCGGCGGUGCCCGCGGCGGGGGGCCCGGCGGGCGGCACGGCCUCAGCGGCCCCCAAGCCUUGCAUUAUGCAUGUGAACGGCUUCCUGGGCGCUUUCCUGUUCUCGGUGGAGACCCAGACGACCAUCGGCUACGGCUUCCGGUGCGUGACGGAGGAGUGCCCGCUGGCCGUGAUCGCCGUGGUGGUCCAGUCCAUCGUGGGCUGCGUCAUCGACUCCUUCAUGAUUGGCACCAUCAUGGCCAAGAUGGCGCGGCCCAAAAAGCGGGCGCAGACGCUGCUCUUCAGCCACCACGCGGUCAUCUCGGUGCGCGACGGCAAGCUCUGCCUGAUGUGGCGCGUGGGCAACCUGCGCAAGAGCCACAUCGUGGAGGCGCACGUGCGGGCCCAGCUCAUCAAGCCCUACAUGACCCAGGAGGGCGAGUACCUGCCGCUGGACCAGCGGGACCUCAACGUGGGCUACGACAUCGGCCUGGACCGCAUCUUCCUGGUCUCGCCCAUCAUCAUCGUGCACGAGAUCGACGAGGACAGCCCGCUGUACGGCAUGGGCAAGGAGGAGCUGGAGUCCGAGGACUUCGAGAUCGUGGUCAUCCUCGAGGGCAUGGUGGAGGCCACGGCCAUGACCACGCAGGCCCGCAGCUCCUACCUGGCCAGCGAGAUCCUGUGGGGCCACCGCUUCGAGCCGGUGGUCUUCGAGGAGAAGAGCCACUACAAGGUGGACUACUCCCGCUUCCACAAGACCUACGAGGUGGCCGGCACGCCCUGCUGCUCGGCCCGGGAGCUACAGGAGAGCAAGAUCACCGUGCUGCCCGCCCCGCCGCCCCCGCCCAGUGCCUUCUGCUACGAGAACGAGCUGGCCCUCAUGAGCCAGGAGGAAGAGGAGAUGGAGGAGGAGGCGGUGGCCGCGGCGGCCGUGGCCGCGGGCCUGGGCCUGGAGGCGGGCUCCAAGGAGGAGGCGGGCAUCAUACACAUGCUGGAGUUCGGGAGCCACCUGGAUCUGGAGCGCAUGCAGGCCACGCUCCCGCUGGACAACGUCUCCUACCGCAGGGAGUCGGCCAUCUGACCUCCCACGCUCAGGGCUCCGAGGACCUUCGGCACGAAGGCGCGGGGGUGGGGUGGGGGGCUUCCGAGACUGGCAGAGUCCAUUCCUGUGCACUCCAGAGCCCGGGCCUGGGAGAGGGCCCAGGGUCCCCCAGCGCCCACCCACGGGCGGCUCCGGGCCCCCAGACCCACUGUGCUCCCCGCACUGACCCUUCCAGGACAUGCCCCGGACUGCUGCGGGGGGGAGGGGGAGGCGGCAUCGUGGGGUCCUUGGGGGGGCAGGGGCUUCGGUGGGGGGAGGGCGGGGGGCUGCUUUUUCUUUGCAUGACUGUGGCCUGUUGCUCAUGACCGUGUUUUGUAAAUAUUUAAAAGGGAGAGACACGGAGACACCCAUCCACCUUCUGCCAUUUCUACCUGCAGGACGAGGAGAUGCAGUCCCGAUCCGCGCACCCCGCCCCGCCCCGCCCCUCCAGCCCAGCGCCUGCCCUUGCCCGGCUGGCCCCGUGCGGCCCUCGGGGCCGGCCGUCUUGGCCCCUGGAUGGCUCUGGGUUUGGGUGCAGAGGGAGGACCCCAAGGGGCAAGGGGGAGGGCCCUUCCCUCCCUCCUCGUGGUCCCUCCAGGCUCCCAGGCCCAGCCAAGACUGACAGUGGAGUUUGUAACUAUAUAUUUUUAAUAAAGUAUAUGGUCCAGGA
This is a messenger RNA of Oryctolagus cuniculus (rabbit), 3223 nucleotides long. RefSeq names its product potassium inwardly rectifying channel subfamily J member 4 (gene KCNJ4). Lineage: Eukaryota; Metazoa; Chordata; Mammalia; Lagomorpha; Leporidae. Gene Ontology annotation, cellular component: plasma membrane. Gene Ontology annotation, biological process: regulation of monoatomic ion transmembrane transport; potassium ion import across plasma membrane. The record is from RefSeq and is a predicted model, not a curated record. Gene Ontology annotation, molecular function: inward rectifier potassium channel activity.